Molecule: messenger RNA, 8679 nt
Organism: Tympanuchus pallidicinctus (lesser prairie-chicken)
Lineage: Eukaryota; Metazoa; Chordata; Aves; Galliformes; Phasianidae
Gene: OTOA
Product: otoancorin
Exons: 29
Coding region: 4354-7767 (1137 amino acids)
Biological process (GO): cell-matrix adhesion
Cellular component (GO): cell surface
Source: RefSeq, a predicted model, not a curated record
AGUAUUUAAGUAUUGCUUGAAGGGAUAACAGUCCACAAAAAACUGUAUCACUUUUGGUUGGGUUUCUUUCAUGUUCUUCGCAGUGCCUCAUAAAUACUCAUUGCUUUUGCAUAUGCCAUUUUCCAGCUAAAGAGGUUGUGGUAGAGCUUGCCAGAACUACACUUUAAACUGAUGGAUUUGAUAAUAAACUUUCAAAGUGAAUUGUUCCCAUAAGUUUAAAGAAUUUGCAGGCACUUUCUUGCAGGCGUUUUCUAAGUCAAACUGCCUCUGAGCCUUUGACCUCAGGGGACCCAAUUUCAAAGGUUUAAAUAGCUUGGAACUUUUUUUUUUUUUCCUCCAGGAACACAAAGUAUUUGUUUUAACAUGCCUUCUUUUUAAAACCCCCUUAAAAUGGCUAGUUUCUGGCAGUUGGGAUAAAACCUUCCUCUAAAACUACAAACGGCAACACCAGGAAGCAGUACAGAAGUGGCAGGCCUUUGUCUUGUCUUGCUUGGGAUGUAAGUGUUGUAAGACAGCAGGGAAACUUCAGCAUGUAGAUCAGCUGGUAAGUGAAGCAAGAACUGACUUAUCUUUUGCUUUUCAAGUACCAACAAGAUAUUUAUUUAACAGUUGGUGAUCUCAUGCCAGGUAUGAUGUUUCAGCUUGUCUUUUUAAAUUUAUCUUUGACUUCCUUUUCCUGAUGUUUAGUGAUUUCUCUUGCAAAGUUAAUAGCCUUUUAUUCUUAGUCUUUGUGAAAGAGUAAGAGUUCUGUAUUGAGGGGUGAGAGCUUUCACUGGUGGGGGUUUUUUUUUCCAGCAGUAAUUGAGGCUCAGCAUUAUUCUGAUUUCAGCAUCUGUUACUGAAUUUCAGCACAGCAUGCAGUGAAACUUCUCUGUUGGAAAAAUGAACUCUAUAUGCUUUAGAAUGAAUCCUUUCCUUUCCUUUUACUUUAUUCGGACCUAUUUAGUAAUGGGAAAAUAGGUUCUUGUGCAAUGAAUUUAGCUUCAUUUAGCAAAUUCUUAAAUGGUUAAAUGGCACUUGAAAGUUUUGCUCUCACAGGUUAUAAUCACAUGGGAGACUAUGCAUAUCUUUCAUAUCUUUUAGUUUUGUAAUUUAAAACAAUUGUUUGUAAUGGCUUUGGGAUAUUUUGAGUCAGAAGAUACAAUGUAAAAGUGUUUUUAUUACCUAUUUUGUUUUCUCAAUUUAAACAAGUAUUGUGCCACUUGAGAUGCAAAACUGAAGCACUGAAAUGUGAGUGGUGACAGGGAAAAUCUGUAACCAGAGUAAGAUUAAAGUCUAAAGGACUGAGCCUUGCAGGAGUCAGUGUUGGUCUUCAGACAGCCAUAAGUACUCCCAGUUUUUGGGAGCGUUGGAAGCUCUGUGACAACUUCCUUGUUUACUAACUGUCAUUGUAUCCUGAGACACUUGUCACACACACACUUGUGUGGUCGUGUUAGCUUCGUUGUUAAAACGACACGCAAUAUAGCUAAAGUAAGUUAAAGCACCACAAAUAUAUUGAGCGUAGAUAUUAAUCACAGCACUGCAAUCCUGUUCUUAAUAUUCUCUGAUAGUUUUGCCUUGUUUCCUUUCUGUAAUGUAGCUGUUAAGUACACAGUCACACAGCAGAAUAAGAAUGCUUAGUAGCUUUGUCCUGUAGAGAUAAUAACCUAGGCAGAAAAUAUGCACUAUUGCCCUUGCUCUGUUUUAAGGUAAACCCAAAGUAUUUUAUGCAUUUGGUACUUAUCCUCAGAAACCCCCUUAGACCUGUUGUGCAGAGCAUCCCUGAGGGAUGGUACCUAUACCCCUACUUUUCAGGGACUUCUUUGUGUUCUAUGACCUCACAAGCCUAUCAAUGUGCAGCAAAAUGCUUCCACAUCCCAUGCAAAGAAACCAUUUUGAGUUCAGUUGUCAUUUAAAUUCCCUGAAAUUAUUUGAGAUUUCAUCCAAGGGGACAAGUGUGGCCAGUUUAAUGUCCUGAUACUUUAUCCCUGGAUUUUCUGUUCCUCUGCUAACCCUGUCCUGCUGUGAGGAUGGUGAUGUGUAAGUCAAUUCUUAGUGGUACAAUGAGCACUGCUUUGCCUUGGAGAAUAAUUGAACUGUCUGUUCUCUCAGGGUAGCACUGGAUGUGUUGCAUCACAGGAGAAAAGACACAGUGCAAAAGCAUGGUUUAGUCAGGAGCUUUCAGCAGAAAUCUGGCAGAGAUUCAUCUCACAGAAGCCACAGCCCCCUUGGCUGGGUGGCCCCAGGUACAGUCAGUUCCAGCUCUGCUGCCAGGAGCUCAGCAUGGGGAGGUGGGAGGUACAGGGCCAUACCAGCCUGUCCCAGUUUGUUGUCCUCAUACAUCCUAUUGAAAACUCUCCAUCUCAGGAUAAGACGCCUCUGCUGCCUGCUGUAGGAGUCUCUCACCCUCUUGAGUUCCCACAGCAGGACCUUUCCCCUCCCCUCUGAAGGCUGGCUUGGCACCUGAAGCUGCAGGGCAGUCCCUGCCCUCCUCUCAGGGGUCCUGGCUGCCACCGCCAGCUCCUUACACUGUGGAGUGUGGGGAAGGAGACGUGGCAGAAGCAGGUAAAGUGCUUGGCUGUCCCCACUGAUGCUACAAGAACUCAGCAACUCUCUUCUCUGCCCUCCCCUUUCUUCCCUCCUUCCUUCUGCAGCCUGAACCCCUUGAGUGUUCCCAUGUUGGGGCUUUUUUGUGGAGAUACUGAGAGCUUGGCUGCGAGGGGGAGAAAAGGCACUCGUUCAUGAGGUUAUCAGCAAGACUUCUGAUUAUGAGGUUAGUUUUCUGGUUAUCAGGCUUCAGAUAAGGUACUGGCUGCAUCGAAGAGGUGGGUGAUAAAGUGUCUAGGAUUUCUUGACAUGUAAGAGCGUGUGUUUUGGGAGCGAGAGCAGGGGCAAUCUGCAAGCUCCUCAUAACCUGAGAGCCCAGCAAGAGAUGUCUCGGAGAUCUGCUCAUAGUGCGUGCUGCCACACUGCAAAGAAAACUCUGCAGAGGGAUGCUGGGUGGAAGCUGCAGAGCUACAGGCUGAUUCAGGGUUGCCUAAAAGCUCCAGGGAACUUCUGCAAAUGGACUGGUUUCAGCGACAAAGGAAAUACUUAAUCUCACAGAUUCUUAUCAAGCAGGGCUGUUUCUCUGCAAAUCCUUUAUGCACCUGCUAGUUGUCCAUGGCAAUUAGUCAGGAUAGAAGAGAACUUCUCUUAGCAUUUAAUCUCCUUAUAUAUUAAUUUGGUAUGCCUUAAUUAAAAUACUCUCUGUGAUCAAAGUGAAUGAAUUGGAAUAAAAAGUCAGGAUUGACAUUGACAGCAUGAUUUAAACUGUGCAGAGUAAUCAAACCUUACUGCAAAAUUAAUAGGGCAAUAGCAGAAACAAACACAAGAAAGUUCAUUGUCUGAGAAACCAGAUACAUCUGAAUGAGAGAGAUGUAGUACAGCACUCCCAGAGGAGUAGUUGAAAAGGUCUUCAGUGUGUGCAAAGAAAGGAUGGGGCCUGGCUUCCUGAAGCACAGCGUUUCGGUGUGUUGUCAUCCAUCACUUUGAGUCACUCCUGUUACAAGGCUGGAGUUAUGUAUUUGCAUUAGGCUGAGAUAUUGCUAGAGGCUGUUGACAGGUGUUCUUGUAAAACAGUACCUAGCAGAUAGGUGAGACUAAACAGUCUGCAAAAAGUGUUUCUAAUUAUCAAAUGUUCAAAUCUGUAAUUCAAUCCAGGGAAAGUAAAACAACGGUGGGGGGGAAGGGGAGUGUUGAAGCACAGAUCCAAAUUCAGCAACAAAAAGAAAUGGGGAAAGUAAGCACGGUGCAGUUAAGCCCUUGAAAUGAAGGAAAGGGAGAGCUCCUCCCCCCUGCCUGGGGCACCCCGCACUGAUGCUGAAGGCCAGGCCCAGUGCAGGGCAGAGCAGAGCUGCAGUGGUCGUGCAGACAACUCCAUGAGCUAAAGAAGGCUGAAAGACUGGUUGGAGUUUCAUUUUUCAGUCUCUCUAUUUCUUUUCUAUUUUACCCGAGCUUAAAAGUUCAGUUUUUUGUUUGUUUGUUAUUGCUAAAUGGUAUUUAAAUCAUAUUUAGUUGGAAUGUGGCUUACCAAAGUGCAGCAAGGAAGGAAAAAGUAUUUACUGAAAAGAGGGGAAAGCAAUCCCUGGCUGCACACACACACCUGGUGGACUUGUAUUUGCAUAAAGUGUGUCUCUAGCCUGGAAAAAGAUCUAAAUUGAAAGCUUGGGAGCAAGCACUUGCAGAUUAUUCUGAUCUCAGCCUGCACUUGGUAGCUUAGACUGGCUCUGACUUACAGCAAUGGAACUUUGGGGCGAAUGCUGCCUUUUGACUGCUCUUUUUAUUUUCUUUUUCAAUCCAAAUAUCUUCUGAAUCUAAUAAACACUAGAAGAAAUGCUCAGACUUCUGAAGAUGUGUUUCUUAUUGAUAUUAAUGAAUCCUGCUGAGAUUACUCACAGUCAGAAUUCUGAAGAUUUGCCUCCACUAUUACACAAAGCUGCGGAGGAAGUAGUGACUGGGAAAUACCUAAAUGCUCUCCUCGAUGUACUUCAUUUUCAGAGUUCUAAUGUAUGGACAGCAGAUAUGGUUACAAAAGUCAUGGCAUAUUUCCAUGCCCGAGAGGUUAAGUUUACUCUUCGCAGCCUACAGACGUCCAUACAGAGUUACUUGAAGAACCUUUUAUACCAGCCCAGGCAGCUGCUGUCUGCAUUUCAACAACUUGAUCAACAGCAGUUCCAGACUGCAAUGAAGUAUCUUUUCAACAGCAGAAAGGACUAUCUUGAAAUUGGAAAUGUUAUCCUUGAUUGGGAAAAGACUCGGGAGAGAAUUUUCCAAAUUCCAGGAGUGAACAGAACCUUGUUUCUUAUAACACUGGAGAAAUGCUUUCUGGCUCUGCGGGCUAUGGACUGUGUAGAUAUCCUAAGCCAGAUAUUGCGAAUGUCAGCGGUGAAUUAUCUCCAACCUGAUGUCGCUGGGAGUCUCCCAAAUGAUUUGCAGGAAGAUGCUUUCAGAAACUUAUCAACUGUAUUUAAGGACCUCUAUGACAAAACCUCAGCAAAUACACAGAAAGCUCUGUAUGGCUGGAUGAAGGAGAUUCUACAAAAACCCUAUAACAGAAGUGAUUUCAAUGAAUCAGCUUCAUGGGUCAGUGCAGAAAACUUAUGGAUUUUAGGAAGAUACAUGGUCCAUCUGCCUUUGGAAGAAAUUCUGAAAAUUAGUCUCAGUGAAAUAAGACUAUUCAUUAGCUACGACAAUGCAACAAAGCAGUUGGACACAGUGUAUGAUAUCACACCAGAGCUUGCACAAGCCUUCCUGGACAGAAUAAACUCAUCGGGAUUUGAUGUGAGAAACACUUCAACUGUCUACAGGCUAGGUUUGUUGGUUUGCUUUUAUGAUGACAUGGAACAGAUGGAUGCCGCUGUGGCCCGGGCUUUACUUCAUCAGAUGAUUAAAUGCAAUCAAUUAAAAGGUUUCCAGGCCAAGGUUCAGAAGCUUAAAUCUCAGCUCCUGAAUAUUGCCAUGCAGAACCAGACAUUGAACGAUACCCUUGGAUCGCUGUCAGAUGCUGUGGUUGGGCUGACUUCAGGCCAGCUGGAAUCUUUGUCACCUGAAGCAGUGCAUAAUGCUAUUGCAACACUAAACCAAGUCUCUGGGUGGGCAAGAAGUCAAGUUAUGAUUUUAUCCAGUAAAUACCUCUCUUACGGAAAGGUUUUAUCAUUUUAUAAUGUUAGCCAAAUGGGUGCACUGGUGACUGGCAUUAGCACUGAGUCAUUCUACAGAAUGAACCCGAAAGAGCUUUCUCAGGUCAUUCGAGGCACAACAUCCCAGUACUCAUCAGACUUAUCUCCUGCACAACAGCAGGGGAUCCUCAGGAAGAUAGCUUCAUCUACAGAUUUUUCUUCGCUGGUCACAGAUAUACAAGGAGCUUUCUUUAGAGAAAUAUCUCUUUCUGAUUUAUGGAAGGAGAAUGGAUAUAAUUCUUCAAUGAUGAAAGAAAAAGAGCUAAGAAGCAGCCAGGCCUUGUAUCUGUAUGAGUUACUGUCUAAGAAAAGUUCUUCUGUUGACCUCCUAAGUACAGGACAGCUUCUGAAAGGAGUGACUUGUCAGCUGAUUGAAAGUAUGGGCACAGACUUUUUUUUAAACCAUUUUGAAGUCUUCGAAAAUAAUCUUCAUCUGCUUUCCCCAUAUCAGGUUAAUUGUUUGGCUUGGAAGUUUUGGAAAGUCUCCAACGCGUCUAUUCCUCCCUUCUUCUUCUUGGUGCUUCCGAUUGAGUACCUGGAGUACAUUUCAGGCCCUCUGUGUGUCCCAUUCAUUGAAAGCCUUGGGAAGACUGAGAUGGAUCUCUUGAGUCCAAGCUUUCACAAAAAAGAAGCUGUGCUGCAGAAAGUGCAGGAAUGCUUGAAUGGCUCCAUUGCUGAUGAAUAUGAUGUUGACCUACUUGGAAAUCUAAUCUGCCACUUACCUCCAGCUUUCCUGCAUGGCAGAAUGUCCCUGAAGGCAAUGGCAACAGCCCUUCAUCAAUUCAAACUCUGCCGACAGCUCAGCCACGAACAGAAAACUGAAAUUAAAUACAAGCUCCUCGAGUUAUAUGGCUCUCCAAAGAACUGGACAGCUGAAACGACAUUAGAUGUUGGACCAUUCAUAGCCCAGUUGUCAAAAGGAGAACUAAAUGUCCUUGCUGAAAAGUUUCCAGAUAUCGUUUUGCGAAUAGCAAAGACGGUUGGGCCACUUUCUUCAGCUGAAGAGCUUCUAUCAACUGUAUUUGAAUCUGUCUUCAAUGCCACUGCCAACAUGGAACCACAUCUCAGCUCACCAGAUUGCCUGGGAACCAGAGCCCCUUCUUCAGAUGAAAUUAUUAAGUUAGCAGAAGCAAAUGUCUAUUGGUCAGCUCAGGAGCUGAAAUGCAUGGAUGCAGGGACUUUUGACAAAAAUGUGGAACUUCUUGGGACCGUCUCUGGUUUUAACAACUCCCAACUUAUGGCCUUGAAGGAAAAAGCCAAGCAGGUUUGGGGGUCGCUGCUAGGCUGGAAGAGCUACCAUAUUGUUUCUCUGGGGCGUAUAGCACUGGCACUCACUGAAAAUGAAAUUGAAGAGCUAGAUUUACAUUCAAUUGACACCAUUUCUGUCCUCAGUCAACAAGCAGAAUGGACUCUUGCCCAGGCAAGAUCUAUUUUGCAAAGUUUUCUAGAAGAUUCUGGGCAAACAAUGAGUACACUAAAAAGCUUUGAUUUAGUUGGAUUGGGAGCUAUUCUCUGUGCUCUGAACUCCACCGAAAUCAUGUCCAUAAGGACUGCUGAAUUCAGUGCUGCUGUUGCAAGAAUUGGCCUCUUGCUGUGUAGCACCCCUGUUCUGAGGCAGUUCAAGAAGAUAACAGAGUCUGUGUUUGGAACUGCGACCAGCUGGAAUGGCUCUGUGUUACAGGAAAUUGGUACUAUAGCAGGUGGUUUGAAUGAGGAUGAAUUAAAAGCUUUUGAUAAAAACCUGAUGCCAUAUUUCCAGCCAAUAGCAGUAAGAAGUAUACCUGCUGAAAUUUUCCAAGCAUUGUCACCAAAACAAAUAGCAAACCUGGGCCCUGAAAACGCUGCUAUGGUUACAGAAUCACAGCGUGAGCAUCUGAGUGCAUCACAGCUCCAGAGCCUUCAGCUGGCACUGGAUGGAGCCAGGACCAACAGCCCCGAGGCACCCACCACGGCUUGCAUACCGCUGUCGAGGCGACCCCCAGCUCCAGGUGGUGCUCCCUGUCUGAGCAGCUUCAGCAUCUGGUUGUGUGCUUUGUUCACACUUGCACGUGCCUUUCUGAAUCCAUGAGUGUUAAGCUUAUGUGUUCUGGAGAUUGUGAAAAGGAGGUGCUGAAGAUCUGCAGCUUAGCACAAAGAGCAGAAUGAAGAGGCGCUCAGAUGCCUGAGUGCAACCUGGUUAAUUUCUUAAAAGCAACACCUUCAUCUGGCAUCAUGAUGUGAAGUAUCUCCUUUGCUUUACCAUUAACAAGUAAGAUGGAAUCCCUCCAAAUACUUCAGAACAAAUUUCAAAAUUGCAAAUGUCUUAUAUGUGUCAUGAGAAAGUUACUGGAAGAUAACCGUAUAUGUUAGAGAGGAGCCUGAAUGACACAGAGGAUGAGCAGCUGAUGUAUUUUAUCCCAGUCCUUUUUAUUCUGGUUUAUUUGGUCAUGCUAUUUCAAUCCAUCUGUUGCAUUUUGUUCCUAUAGUUUGUAGCCUCAGGACAGAGGCUCUUUCUGUGUGGCAAAUUAGAAGCCACGCUAAAAGCUACUGCUGUUGCAAUAAAAUAAUUUCAUUUCUGGGACAGUAGUUUAAAUCCUGCUCAGCUAAGAAGUAGUCCUGUGAUCUUAUUUAAGCAUUUUUAAUAAAUGUAUUCCCCACAGCUGCAUGUAUACAACACAGGAUUGUUACCACAGAGGGCAGUGCAAUACUGUUUGUAUUUGAUGGGACAAAAUGCACCAUGGAAAGCUUAUUAUUUUCAUCACAAGAUGACCCUCCAGUUUGGUCAGGGUUGAAGGAUACAGCUAGAAACUAUAGGAGAAAACUGUUCACUGGGACUAUGUACUACUAGGACUGUCAAUCCAGCACUUUCCACAAGGUUUGUAAUAAUUUAUCAUAACUAUGAAUCACAUAUAGUUGUAUGUCUAAUGCCUUUCAUGUCAGAUAGAAGUAUUUUAAACUAUGGAAAAACAGAUAAAUUAAAAAUUCGCUGCAUGUAAAUAUA